GGCGUUGGGAAGUAGGUCGGCACGCGGUCGAGUCCUGUCCUGUUUCGUCCCCUGCUGCAAGGAAUUAGAAACAUCGCGUCAGAUCUCUGAGGGGUGUGCGACGGUGUCUUACAAAUUCUCACCGGGGUGGACGUCUUUAAGACUUUGAGGAGGGAUUUCCGCUCAGUUACUUAAAGAUGGAAGGAGGAGGAGGCAGCAGUAGCGGUGGUGGCAACGUUUGUAGGUGUAAGUUGAUCGUGGUAGGAGACGAGAGAGCGGGCAAGACGGCCUUACUACAAGUCUUCGCCAAAGACAAGUUCGUAGAGGAGUAUGUCCCGACAGUGUUCGAGAACUACAAGGCAGGAUUCGAGGUGGAGAAACAGAGAGUAGAGCUGAGUUUAUGGGACACAUCAGGACAAACCGCCUAUGACAAUGUGCGCCCCCUGUCCUACCCUGACAGUAAUGUCAUCCUCGCGUGUUUCGACAUCGGAACACCAGAAUCUCUAGACGGAGUGGUCAAAAAGUGGCACCCAGAAGUGAGAGAGUACUGCCCCAGUGCGCCCAUCCUGUUGGUGGGCUGUAAGGCGGACUUGAGACAAGACCUGAAGACCGUGACAGACCUGGCCAUUGUGGGGAGGAGUCCCGUCAGUCAUGAACAGGGAAUGACGGUGGCAAAGCAGAUCGGAGCAGUGGCGUACGUGGAGUGUUCGGCAAAGACGUCGGAGUUGAGCAUCAGGGACGUGUUUGAGAUGGCGACGCUCGCGGCGCUGGGCAAACUCACCAAGGCCCUGCGGCAGCGCACGCCGAAGAGACACGUGUCCAUAAAAAUGAGGCAGAGCCGCUCGGACAGUCGCAUGAGGGACUUGAGGGAAUUCCGCGGCGACAGGACAAAGAGCUGCGUGGUCAUGUGAUCGUGCAAAGGAUGCUGGGACACAGACUGUAUAGAGAUUAUGUUUCACUACUUAUAGGAACGCAGAGUCAGUGAUUUGAGGGACAGUCGGCGCUUAGAUGCCACGUACGAUGCUUGAAUCUCAAGAAGAGAAGGAACACACCUGUCUUAUAGUGUAAAAAGAGAGAUAUAGUCAUUCCUGCAAAGUUGCUGACAAGAACGCUUGAGGAAGUGGUGGAAGACUGCAUAAUUUAAAAGCAAAAUCUGUUAACCCUAGAGAAUGUUGAUUGUACAAAGAAAAACUGAUGUGUCAUGUGUACAUAGCUCCUGCUGCUAUUAGCAAAUGUAGAGAGAGACCCACAAUAUUGUACUUACUGCCUAGAUGUUAGGCCACGUCCACAUUUUUUGGGGGAGGGGCAACAGGUCUAGAUUUUGUUAAACUUGAAAAGAAAAUGUGUCAGCUUAUUAUCAGACAAUUUAUCAGGAGAGUCAUCUGCCAUAUGUACCAUAGUGAGAGGUGUUUUUUGCUGACUUGAUUAUGUGCUCCAAGAAUAAGGAAGGGGAGUUGUGCAAAGGUGCUUUCCUUUAAAAAAAACAACAUAGAGGUCUUGAUAGGACCAGUAUUGCUUAUAAUAUGUUUUCUUCUUCUUAAGGAAUAAAACUGCACACAUGAUAUCAAGAACACAUUGGGUAGAAGGAGAAAAAAGCUUUUCUUACAUAUGUUUGAAACUCUCACUGGUAUUUAUAGAUUUUGACAAAUAUUUAUACCAGAACACACAACGGAAGUUCACUCUGGGGAUAUUUAUAGAUUCUUCCACAGGCUAUCAAAGCUCGCUUGCCCUUUUAUUUAUUUCUUCUUGGACACAAGGUUUCACAGAGUUAACCUAUUUCUGCCCCAGUGUGUUCCUUGCAAGGGUAAAGAGAGUUAUACGUUCUGACAUCCUAUAUUCCUACAUAGGUUUAGGUUUGACAGAACACACUAUCAAAACAUCCAACAGGCAUCAAUACAUUUCUAGGAUGAUUUGACAUAAAGCAAUUCCUGUCAGUCUCUCUCAGAAACAAAUGAUUUUGUUAACAGCCAAAAUAGCACAUCAUUUUCUUGCUUUGUCUUCUCUUGCUGUACGUAUGAUUAUAAACUUGGUAUUUUGAAAGCCAUUAUAGUUUGUACAGGUUAAAGUGACAGAGAAAACGGCUUAGAUCAUUUGUUGUAUGACACCCAGAGAGUCAUAUAAGAUGGUGAGGAAUCUACUGUAAUAUAAUAUUAUUAUUCAAUGCUUUGUUGCUUUGGUGCAGGUUGUGUUCUGAUUCCAGAUGUAAAUAAACUUUGGGAACUC
Molecule: messenger RNA, 2202 nt
Organism: Branchiostoma belcheri (Belcher's lancelet)
Lineage: Eukaryota; Metazoa; Chordata; Leptocardii; Amphioxiformes; Branchiostomatidae
Product: rho-related GTP-binding protein RhoN-like
Exons: 5
Coding region: 177-890 (237 amino acids)
Biological process (GO): small GTPase-mediated signal transduction
Molecular function (GO): GTPase activity; GTP binding
Source: RefSeq, a predicted model, not a curated record